Molecule: messenger RNA, 4089 nt
Organism: Ornithorhynchus anatinus (platypus)
Lineage: Eukaryota; Metazoa; Chordata; Mammalia; Monotremata; Ornithorhynchidae
Gene: ENAM
Product: enamelin
Exons: 13
Coding region: 1-4089 (1362 amino acids)
Source: RefSeq, a predicted model, not a curated record
AUGGGGAGAGGAACUGAAGCCAAUGGUGGCACUGAAACGCAGAGAUUCCAGGUCCAAACUCCCCAGGGCACCAGCGGCAUGGGAGAGAUUCGAGGGCAGAUUCUCAAGUUGAAGGAGGCGACGAUAAACCACUGCCAGAUUUUGAAGAAGAAAACUCUAUGGAUCCGCUCCCGGAAAGACUGCAAGUGGAGUUUCCAUCACUUUCAGAAGUGGGUCCAGGUUCUCUUGGGCUUGGGAAAUCGCCCCUCCGGGUUGAUGGUCAACCUUGGCAAAGCCAGGGUAGCCAGCUCGGCCACUGGAACUGGCAGUCCCACCGCCCCUCUACCCUGGCACCGGAUAUAUGCCUUUGACUUUGGCUCCUACAUCUUAUUAGAACUCACCAGAUAUUGGCAAGCUGUGCACCAGGAGUUUAAGUUCAGUGGGGAAGACAAGCAUCUAAAUACAGUUCAGAUAAGGGAAGCAAAUGAGUACAAGGAUGUGUACAUUUGUGCUGAGGGGGUGGGGAUAGCGAGGGGGAAGAUGAAGAGUUUCCUGUUAUUCUUAGGCUUGUUUGGAGCUUCCACUGCGAUGCCGAUGCACAUGCCCCGCAUGCCUGGAUUUGGCAGUAAAAGCGAAGAGAUGAUGCCGUAUGGUCAGUACAACUUUAUGAAUUCACCACACAUGGCACAGUUGGGCCCCUUGUAUGGUUACGGCUUGCAGCUCCCCCAGUUCUUCCAACCACCCCAGAUGCCUCCCUGGCCCCAGCCUCCCCCGAACGGGUGGCCAGCCCAGAACCCGGGGCCACCACAAGGAGGGAAGCCCCAGGCCAAGCCCGGUCAGAGCCAGAACACCAAGCAGCCCAACCCUUCCCAGCCCAAGAAACCACCGCAGCAGCAGCCUCCAAAGCAGGCCGCCAAGCAGCCGGCCCCCGGGCCCUCCAAGCCCACGGAAGAGACCCGACAACCUCAAAUGUACCCGCCGUUCGGCAAUGGAUUCUUUCCCUUCCAGCUGCAACCCUGGCAAAUUCCACCGCAAAUGCCCCCUGGCUACGGACGUCCACCAGGCAGCAACGAGGAAGGUGGGAAUCCAUAUUUCGGCUACUUUGGCCACCAGGGCUUUGGGGGCAGACCCCCGUACUACUCAGAAGAAAUGAAGGAAGAAGAGAAGGAAAGCCCCAAGGAGGACAGUCCCUCCCCUGAGCCUACGGCCAACUCCACCGUUGCCGAGACCAACUCCACCCAGCCCAGUGGCCCGAGCCAGGCCGGGAGUCAGGGGGGAAACGCCACCGACCCUGGUCAGUCGGCGGGGAACGGAUCUCCCGCCCAGACUCCCGGGCACGGCACGGUUCCCGAUAACGGUGAGCCCCCGGGUCCGCUCCUCAAUGCCUCCGACCACGGGGGAGCGAGAGGUCCGAAGCCCACGGGCCCGGGCCCCGGCCAGCCGCCUUUCCGGGGCCGCCCCGCCAACCCCAAUGCGGCUCCAGGGUUCCCCGCGGGCCGACAGCGCCGCCCCUUCGUCCAUCCCUUCGGCCGCCCCUUCGACCGGCCCGUCGGCCGCCCCGUCGGCCGAAGGGAUCACGGUCCCACCUACGGGAAUACGCCCAAGGCCAGGGGCCCCCUCCGAUGGAACGCAGUCACCUCUGAAGGCAAACGGGUCGCCCGUCCCGGAUAUCCCAUGUACCGCAGGCCUUUCCCCGUCGCCGCCCCCGGGAGGGGUUUCCCCAACCGGGCGGGGAAUCCCCUCAAUCUCCGGAAGAACCCCCAGGCCCCAGCCAAGCACCCCGGAGAGGCCAACAGCGGGCCGGUGUAUUCCCAGCGCGGCGGGCUCAUGGCCCCCAGGGAGCCAGUCGCAUCCCCUCAGGAAAACCCACCGAGCCCAAGGGAGAAACCGUCCUUCCCGACCCGGGGUCCGGCCGUCCCGUGGAGGAAACCUCAGAAUUACGGCCCGGGGAAGCCAGUUUACCGGCCCCCUCUCUCUGAGGGCAGACCUGCGGACCCGGGACCGAGUCCCUUCGACCCACGCGAAAACCCCUACUACCCAAGAGGAGAUGCCACCGAUAGAAGAUUUCUGUCUUCGGGAGGCUCGGCCCCUGGCCGCCAUUUCCCCGAGGGUAUUGUUUUGAAGCCAGAAGACGACCAGCCGCCAUCGAAGCAGAAGCCUUUCCAUCCCGUCACUUCGGAGCGGACCCCGAGAGAGCCCAGUCCCACGAAGCCCCAGCGGACCAGCCCGGAACCACCCCCGCCCCUAGAAGAAGGCCCUGGGCGGCAGGACAAGAGCCUGACGUACCCACCCAUCAGCCCUAGGAGCGGAAUUCCCUAUCCUGAUCAUCAUCCCUACGACCCCAAAGGGACCUGGGACGAAGGCAACGAGCCAACUCCUUCCUCGGGCCCAGCGGAGCAACCAGGGAGACAACCGUCUCCCUGUAGCCCUCGGAUGGGCCAGAGAGGUGAAGUGCCCUACAACGAAGAGGACCCUGUUGACCCCACGGUAGAUGAACCUAACCUUGGGCCAGGUCCCUGGGAAGAGACGGCCAACGGCAAAGAAGAUCCCAGUAGAUACCACAAAAGCCCGCAGUACCCCCAAAGCCGGGCAACCGAACCCCAAGAUUACCCCCCGUAUCCCGAAGGUGGCCUGGAGAAACACCGAGAUUUCCCCUACGGUGACUUUUACCCCCGGGGCCCAGAAGACAAUCUCCAACCGUACAAUGGGGCCGAUCAGCUCCCGGGGGAGGGCAGGGGGUAUUAUACCCAUGACGCCGUGGGACAGGGAGGCCCUCUGCAGUUUCCUUCCCGGGAUUCGUGGGACUGGGGAUUACGGUCGGCUGCUCAAGAAAGAAGAGCACCAUACGAUGAGAGAGAUUCUUGGGACCACGCGAUAAAUUCACCCAAAUCGACAGCGGGUGCCACGGAAACCCUGUCCCCGUCCCACAGCGUUCCCGCCGGCAUCCGAGGAAAGCCACAUGAAGAAUCCGUGGAUUGGAGCUACAGAGGAGGGCAGGUCUCCGACUUGGGUGUCCCAGAGGCGGAGCGGCCGGCUCUAAUGGAGCCAGUGGCCCGGAGCGAUCCGGCCGACCCCAGAGAAGCCUCGUCCUACCCCGUGGCCGUCGCCAGAAGUUCCUGCUGUGCCGGUGGCUCCCCAGGCCCCAGGGACGUCCCACUGGCCCCGCCGGACUAUCCUCCACUGGCCCUCCCAGGCUACCUUCCACUAGACCCCCUGGAUUACCCUCCGCUAGUCAGACCAGACUACCUUCCACCGGCCCCACGGGACUACCCUCCACCGGACACACCGAACUAUUCUCCACUGGACACACCGGACUACCCUCCACACUACCCUCCGCUGGCCCCCCAAGACUACUCCUCGCCAUUAGGUCUCUCCCUGUGGGAGCUUCAAGUCGGAGGCCCCCAGAGCCCCAGAGGUAGCCGCUCCAGGCACGUGCAGCAGGCGGCCUCCCCGGUGGGCUACCCGGCCAUCCGGAGAAACGGCACGGAAGAAGCACCCCCCACGGGGCGGGAGGAGCCGGCUCCUUCCAGAGACGGACUAGCACCGGGAAGGAGCCCUCCUUGCUCCCUAAGGCCCCGGGCGAGCCCGAGGGCAGGACUGGCCUUUCCCGAGGCCGGAUUGCCCCCAGCCAAGCCCGCCCCUUGUUUCAAAAGCAGGCUGAGGGGCGACGUGGACAGUGUCCCGGAGCAGAUCCUGGACCCGGACCCGCCGGUCGCGGGGAACGACGGCCCGGCUCCCGGAGACCUGGCCGUGGUGGUCCCGGAGCGGGAUCCGGGGCCAGUGGGCAUCAGAGGGGACCCGGAACCGGGGCCGGAGGCCGGCGCCCCGGGCUUCCAGUGGGUGCCCUGCUUCGGCAGCGAGACUCAAAAUCAUUACUUGGCAUGGACGGGCGCUCCCCCUGGCAACGAGAAGCCGGACCCAUCCGAGCCGGUGUCCACCGCACCCGCAGAGACCCUGGACGCGGUCUCUGGGCUUCCGACCGGGGUGCCUUCCGAGGGCCCCAGCCUUCCCCGUUCAUCAGAACUUUCACCGCCCUUCAAGACCCUCCAGUGGGAAGUGGCAGACGGUCCGGAACAACAGGGAGCCGACUGCUCGUUGCUCCAGAACUAG